UCUGCGUACGUGGUGGGUAUGCUCCCUGAAUAUAUCUUUGAUGUUGCUCAAGCGACGUCUAUCGUUUAGACGUUCGCGAUUUAGUUGCAAGAAGCUUGCUUUUCUUGAGCUUCAACGUUAUCGCUGGCAGGAGUAUGGCCGUUGGCUUACUCGCCGUAAGCGUGCUGAACGUGUAUACUUCUUACCGUCUGUGAAGGAUGAGGUAGAUGUGUUAUCAUCGGAAUCCGUUCAGCGGAUUCUUCAUCAAGGAACUGCAUUCCACUUUUCAAAAGACAUUGUGAAAUCAUCGCCAGAUUCUUCGCACAAAUCUCUUUUUGAGGGUCUCAUCAAUCUUAGGCGUAUAAAACAAUCUGAUUUGGUGCUUUUACUAUCCCUCCUAAUUAAGCUGGGUGUUUCAGAAUACACUUUGCUUUCCCGUACGUUACUACAUUGUAUUUCACGUUUUGAAAAUUUCACCCUAAGCGAAGUUGCGCAGAUUUCUUUUGUUAUUCAGGAUCUACCUGAAUCAUUCCGUAACGAAUUUUGUCGACGAUGGAUGCCGAAACUUAUACGUUUGCUGAGUAGGUUAGUGUCAAAUGACCGACUUCCUUUUGACUUUGGCGAGUUAGCUAAGUUAUCCUUUGCAUUAUCGCAAUUUUCACCAACGUCCUAUUCUGUGAUAUCAGCGCUUUUAUCGCAUAUACCUAUUCAUGAUGGUGAAAACGAUAGUCAUCAUUCACGUGACAUUAGUUUGUUUUGUCGUAGCAUGUUGCGAAGUGGCUUUGUGAAUUGCGAAUUUUUGAGUUACGUUUCUAGCUUUUACACUGAUACUCUCACUAAAGCGCUGGACCGCAUAAUCACACGUACGAAUCAGCGAUCAGUGCUUUCCAGGCGUAAUAUAGUGUUUGCCCUUGAGGAUGACCAUAGCGACUGCUUCGUACCGUUGGAUGAUUUACUCUUGUUUUUAAAAACAUGUGAGCGCUUCGGAUAUCACAACAGGGCCUUAUUGAGUGUUUUCAUUAGUUACGUUCAAUCCUGUAUGUCAUAUAUGGUUCACGACAGAUAUGUAGCUGAAUACUACCGCAACUACAUGACCACUCCCAAGGAUUCUGUAGCAUCAAAAAUUCGUCACAUUUUGCUUAGUGGCAAGUGCAAGGAUGUAAAAAGUGGCAGGCUAAAUUUACAGCAUAUUGUGAAAGAACUCAAUAAAAAUCCAUCUCGGAGUUCAUGGAGAUUUUGGAGUAUAAGCAGUAUAUGUACUGUUGGCUCGAAGUACAUUACCCAUCGAUUUGAAUUUGCAAUGUUUAUGGAGUUUGUUUUAUCGAAACUCGAUUUGGACGGUAUUAAUCAGCCAGAAACCGUUGCACUUCUAGAGCUUUGUCAUAAUUUUUCUAAUUUUUCUUCGAGGUUGGUUAGUUAUAUAACACCACUAAGUAAGCGGUUAUCGAGUCUGUCUGCUACAAACGACAAGGAUGAUGAUACCAUCGGUAUGGCUCAUGCUAAUACGAAUCUAAUUGGCGCACCAUUAACAGUUUCUAGUCUCUCAAAGCAUUGUGAAUCAUAUAUUAAAGACGGUAACGAUGCUGCUUUACAGUCAAUCAUUCAUACACUUUCACAGAUGUCAUUGAGACUACCUGAUGUUUAUUGUUGGCCGUGUAUAUGGCAAAUGGUAAAUAUUGCCGCUACCAAACGCUGUUUUGAAGUGCUCCCUAUCCUACGUUCAUUUAUAGAGGAAUCAUUUUUAGGUAUUAUCAAUUUAGACGAUGCAUCGGAACAUGCUUGUACGGUUAUAAAUCAUCUACUGGAUGAUGCUCGCCCGUUUGCUGAAUUCGGAUUGUAUCUGGAUAGUUGCUUACGACUAAUAGAGUUAUUUACGGCUGCAAGCUUAUCUCGCGAUUAUGGCGACUUGGUUUGUUUUGGCAACUUCUUCCAUUUGUGCGUAACAGUCGGACUAUGGAAGUCUCAUAAGUCUUUAGAUGCUGAUCCCGAUACUGUGGAAGCCGUUCAGCGUCUUUCUUCUAUAUUGGAACACUAUUUAGUAUUGUUUUCAGAAACAAAGCGCGACAAACUAUCUCAGGAAGUGCCUCGGAGAGUGACCAAAAGAGUAUUAAGCAGCUUAAAGAUGCAUUAUGGGCUGGGUUCAGAUUAUAAUAGUAACACAAUUGAGUGCUGCCUAGGGUUACUUCGUUCCAAUGAUUCCGCAAAAUCUCUUGGAUUUAUAAGGUCAAAUGUCGAUUUAAUUCGACACAUCAUACUACAAAACAGUUUUUAAGUUUAUAUUAAUCAUUAACUUGAAUUUCACAACUAUUUUG
This is a messenger RNA of Babesia bovis T2Bo, 2291 nucleotides long. RefSeq lists its product as uncharacterized. The coding region runs from base 41 to 2251 and encodes 736 amino acids. The record is from RefSeq and is a predicted model, not a curated record. NCBI's taxonomy places the organism in Eukaryota, Apicomplexa, Aconoidasida, Piroplasmida, Babesiidae. The transcript has 2 exons.